AUGUUACUGCGGAGGAUAGCGGUGACACGCCCGACUCGGGCCAUCACCUCAGGCCUUGCGAAUCCCAACACUCCUCGGAGAUUAUGGCCUCACAGAGCUUGCGCGUCGUGUGCGACCACCCAAACACCGCCCAAGCCGACAGCGGACCACCGACAACUUGGCGUCCAGCAGGAGCUCUUUACGACGUCGGUAUAUAGCCCCGGCUCGCCUAUUCUGCUACCGAACGGUGCAAGAAUCUUCAAUCGCCUCGUCGAGUUUCUCCGCAAGCAGUACAUCCGUUAUGGCUUUCAAGAAGUCAUCACUCCCACCAUCUACAAGAAGGCUCUCUGGGCAAAGUCCGGUCAUCUCGAGAACUACGCCGACGACAUGUUCACCGUGACGAGCACGUCUCCGUCGAGAAGGGAUACCGCCGAGAAUGGGGAGGAGGACGAGUACGGCCUCAAACCCAUGAACUGCCCUGGGCACUGUCUCAUCUUCGCCUCUCAGCGGCGAAGCUACCGAGACCUUCCCAUCCGUUACGCCGACUUCUCGCCGCUGCACCGAAAUGAGAUAUCCGGGGCACUGAGUGGACUGACCCGCGUCCGUCGCUUCCACCAGGACGAUGGGCAUAUCUUCUGCCGACCGUCGCAGAUCGAGGAAGAGAUCAAGAAGACGUUGGAUUUCGUGCGCAUCGCUUACAAGGUCUUCAAACUCGGCCCCUACCGGCUGACCUUGUCAACACGGCCCACAGAUCACUAUAUUGGCACUGCUGAGGAUUGGGAAGGAGCCGAGGGCGCCCUCAAAAGGGCACUCGACGCCUCUGGGCAGGACUGGACCGUGAACGAGGGAGAUGGGGCCUUUUACGGUCCCAAAAUCGACAUUAUCCUGAGGGAUUCGGACGGCAAAGAACACCAGACCGCUACCAUCCAGUUGGAUUUUCAGCUACCAAAGCGUUUCGAGUUAGAAUACCAGGCCCCGGCCCCAGAACUAGAGCGGAGGGGAGAGAGCACGGCGGACGCCGACAAGCUGGCCGAAUCCGGGCCUGUUACCCCCGUGCUCAUCCACCGAGCCGUACUUGGCUCCGUUGAGAGGCUGAUGGCCUUGCUGAUCGAGCAUUACAACGGCAAAUGGCCUUUCUGGCUCAACCCGAGACAGGUGGUUAUUCUCACUGUCAAUGACAGCGAGCCUGUGCUAGAUAUGGCGAGGUCGGCCCGUGACCAUCUGUUGGGGGUCGCGGGCUCGCAGAUCACCGACGACGGGCCGGUGUCCAAUGCGACGCAGAUUUCCGUCGACAUCGAUGAAAGGAAGACUAGUCUCGGCGCCAAAGUCCGAGAAGCGAAAGCAAAGGGCUACGGCGUCAUUGUCACGGUGGGCCCCAGGCAGCUGGGUAAAGGUACUGUCACCAUCGAGAUGAAUGGACUUGAUCAGGACGCAGGAGCCUCCCAGUCCCACAAGGAGAUGACGCCUCAAGAAUUAUUGGAUUUACUAAAGUCCAAGAUAGACUCAUACGAGUAG
This is a messenger RNA of Neoarthrinium moseri, 1494 nucleotides long. RefSeq lists its product as uncharacterized. The transcript has a single exon. Gene Ontology annotation, biological process: threonyl-tRNA aminoacylation. Lineage: Eukaryota; Fungi; Ascomycota; Sordariomycetes; Amphisphaeriales; Apiosporaceae. Gene Ontology annotation, molecular function: ATP binding; threonine-tRNA ligase activity. Gene Ontology annotation, cellular component: cytoplasm. The coding region runs from base 1 to 1494 and encodes 497 amino acids. The record is from RefSeq and is a predicted model, not a curated record.